This is a messenger RNA of Protopterus annectens (West African lungfish), 5129 nucleotides long. RefSeq names its product AT-rich interaction domain 2 (gene ARID2). Gene Ontology annotation, biological process: regulation of DNA-templated transcription. Gene Ontology annotation, molecular function: DNA binding. The record is from RefSeq and is a predicted model, not a curated record. NCBI's taxonomy places the organism in Eukaryota, Metazoa, Chordata, Ceratodontiformes, Protopteridae. Gene Ontology annotation, cellular component: SWI/SNF superfamily-type complex.
GUAUCUGCAAUGAUUAAAUACUACAUUAUAGACUAGGAUAAUGCAAACAUAUGCAUUAGAUGGUAGCACAACUAGUCUGGAACACCUGAUUUGGAUGCCUGAUUCAAGUGACUUCCGUAUGCUGCAGAUGUUUAUAUACAUUCAUUGAAUUAAAGUGCGACCCUUACAACUUUACUAUUUUCUAGUUCCGCUUGUUCGCCCCCCCUCUCCACAUUUUGUUUCAGGUAGAAAACAUCAUGGAUAAUCUCUUUUAAGUAUGAAACAUUUGUCUAUUGUUUGAGAGCGUGGUGGAGUGAAGAUCGUGGACAACAGAUAGAGGGCGCCGUGUGGCGCUUUUGCCUGGCCUCAGCCUCAGAUCUUUUUGUCUGUGAGAUGUGGAUCCCGCUGCCGUUACAGUGUGUGUAAGCUUGUAUGGAACCGCGUCCGUAACACACUGUCAAACCACUCCAAAACCAACACAAUACUAACCUAAACAAUUCAUUUAUGAAGCAAAACUACGUAAAUGUUCUUUUUCAGAGAAAAUCGGUGUCAGUUCUGUCUUUCUUCGGACAGCUCAAGAAGGAAUAAUUUGAGGUCUCCCUGUGUGUUGUUUGUAUGCAGUCGUUAUCACUCUUAUUUCUUUAACUUUUUAAAACACUUAGCUUCUCGUCAAUGACUGAGCGCCGGCGGAGUAUGGGAACAUUGGUAUCUUAGGAACCGAAUGAGUGGGAUUUUAAUUGAUUUUUAACCUGUUUUAACAUGGCAAAUUCGACGGGAAAAAAACAACCAGAUCAACGGAGGAAAGGACUAGCUUUCCUGGACGAGCUGCGACAGUUUCACCAGAGCAGAGGGUCUCCUUUUAAGAAGAUCCCAGUGGUGGGUGGAAAAGAAUUGGAUCUUCACGCUCUCUACACCAGAGUCACUAGUUUAGGCGGAUUUGCAAAGGUUUCUGAGAAGAACCAGUGGGGAGAAAUUAUAGAAGAAUUUAACUUCCCAAGAAGUUGUUCGAAUGCUGCUUUUGCUUUAAAACAGUAUUACUUACGCAAUGGGAACAUUUUCUGCUGUGUUUGGAGAUGAAUGGAAAGAAAAGACAGACAGAGACUUUGUAAAGUUUUGGAGAGACAUUGUAGAAGAUGAUGAAGUACGGGACCUUAUUUUUGAUCGAAAUAAACUAUUAGAUGGCUUAGCUGAGAGCAGAUGGGAUCCUUUAUUUCAUCCACCCCGUAAGCUGGGCAUUAAUGACAUUGAAGGGCAAAGAGUAUUGCAGAUUGCUGUGAUUCUGCGAAACCUUUCAUUUGAAGAAGGGAAUGUUAAACUACUGGCAGCUAAUCGCACUUGUUUGCGCUUUCUCUUGCUCUGUGCUCACUGUCAUUUUGUGUCAUUAAGGCAGUUGGGACUUGAUACACUUGGAAAUAUAGCUGCUGAGCUUCAGCUGGAUCCUGUUGAUUUCAGAACUACUCACCUUAUGUUCCAUACUGUUACAAAAUGCUUAAUGUCAAGGGACAGAUUCUCAAAAAUGAGAGCUAUGGAAAUUUUGGGAAACCUCUGUAAAGGUGAAGAUAAUGCUGUUUUGAUUUGUGAAUAUGUGGAUCAAGACUCUUACAGAGAGAUAAUAUGUCAUCUCACUUUACCUGAUGUACUGCUAGUAAUCUCUACACUCGAGGUGCUGUACAUGUUAACAGAACUUGGAGAUGUGUCCUGCACCAAGGUAGCUGGAGUUGAAAAAAGUAUAGAUGUACUGGUUUGCUUGGUUUCUGUGGACAUUCAGUCAUUUGGACCUGAUGCCCUGACAGCCGUGAAGCUGGUUGAACAUCAGAGCUCCAACAACCAAGUUGUAUCUGAAAUUAGGCCACAGACAGUAGAGCAUAUUCCAUCGCAACCCCCAGCACCUAGAGCUGGUCUGCCGCCUUCACUUAAUGUGCCACCAACACCACCACCAGGGAUUGUUGAAAUUGAUAGUGAGAAGUUUGCAUGCCAGUGGUUAAAUGCGUAUUUUGAAGUGAAUUCAGAUUUUUCAGUCUCUCGAGCUGAAAUGUACUCUGAAUACCUUUCAGCUUGUAGUAAAGUGGCUCGUGGUGGCAUCUUAACAUCAACUGGCUUUUAUAAAUGUCUUAGGAGUGUCUUUCCAAACCACACAGUAAAGAGAGUAGAGGAUGCGAAUAGCAAUGGGCAGGCUCACAUACAUGUAGUGGGAGUGAAAAGGAGAACCUUACCACUCCCUAUACAGAUGUACUACCAGCAGCAGUCGACCUCUUCUGUAAGUGGUGUCCGGGUUGAAACAUCUUCAGAUACUUCUCAGACAUCACCUGCAACAGGUAUCCCACAUGGACCACAGAGUAUGGGAAAUUCUGUUCAGAAGACGCCUGUUGCCACCCAGUCUCCAAAUCCAGCAGUAUCGCAAAUGAUAUUCCCAGUUCCAGGAGCAGAGAGUGGAACUCAUGCUGUUUCUAGAAUUGCUCAAAGUCCACCAGUUCAGCAACAGCAAAACCUUGCAGUGACUGUUCCUCAAAAUAAAAAGACACUUUCUUCUGAAAUAGUUAAAGCUACAGUAAUCCAAAGUUCGGUUCCUCAUUCAUCUGUUCCUGUUAGUGUUUCUGUAGGAGGAACUCCGUGUUCUGUGGUCCAGAAUCAUAACACUUCUCAGCCUUCAUUCACUGUUGUUAGCCAGCCAUUAUUACAUCAACAAUUACUUCAUCAGCAGACCCCAUUAAGUACUGUUGCAUCUGGUCAGAUACCCUCUUGUACCCCUGUUACAGUGAUUCAGCAAGCUAUUCCUCAAGCCCAUAUCUUUGGAAGAAUGCAGAGUAUACCAGCUGCAUCUGCAUCACAAGGACAACCAUUAACUACACCCUCUCACACUGUGCAGGCUCCAUCUCAUCAGACAGUAGCAACUAGUCAGCAACAAGAUACGGUCAUAAUAGCACCUCAGCAGUACGUGUCCGCUUCAUCAGCUAAUAUUAUGUCUGCUGCUACAGUGCAGAACUUCCAGGUUACUUCCGGACAUGUAGUCAAUAUUACGGGUGUUCAGACCUCUCAGACAUCUAGAGUAGGCUUCCAGACUAUUGCACCAAAACCUAUACCUCCUCAGCAAGUGUCAUCUGCUAUUGUACAGCAGUCCCAGCAGCAGCAGGGCCCCCAGCAAAGUGUAGUGUUUGUUAGUCAGUCAUCUCAGCAAGGACAAGCUUAUGCACCUGCCAUUCAUCAGAUUGUGCUUACAAAUCCUGCUACUGUUUCGAGUGGGCAAACAGUUCAGCUGACCGGCCACACAUCUAUCACACCAUCCUCAUCAUCUCCUGGUCCAGUUAGUAGUAAUCAGGUUUCUACAGUAAUAACAUCUCCUCCUUCAGCGCCACAGUCACAGGGCCCUCCUCCAACAGUAAGCCAGAUGCUUUCUGUAAAGAGAGUACAGCAGCAGUAUACAUUACCCCCUCAGCAGAAGCAGCAACAGCAGGUUCAGAUGCAAGUCCAGCCACAGCAACAGCAGCAGCAGCAAGUUCAGCUGAAUGUUCAACCACAGCCGCAGCAGCAGCAAGUUCAGUUGAGUGCUCAGCCACAGCAGCCACAGCAAGUUCAGCUGAACGUUCAGCCGCAGCAGCAACAAGUUCAGCUGAAUGUGCAGCAGCAGCAGCAGCAGCAGCUUCACUUGCAGGUCCAGACACAUCCGCAGCAAGUUCAUUUAGUUCAGUCUCAGCAGCAGCAGGCAUCCCAAAUUCAAGUCAAGUCCCUUCAACAGCAGCCACAGUUACUUCACCACCAUCAACAACAGGCACACUUGCAUGUUCAGCACCAUCAGCAGCAAACACAAUUCCAGGUUCAGUCCCAUCAGCAGCAAGUGCAGUUGCAGGUUCAGUCCCAUCAGCAACAGGCACAAUUGCAAGUUCACUCCCAUCAGCAGCAUGUACAAUUUCAAGUGCAGCCCCAUCAACAGCAAGCCCAUUUGCAGGUCCCAUCACAUCAGCAGCAGACACAGUUGCAGGCCCCUUCACAUCAACAGCAGACACAGUUGCAGGCCCCUUCACAUCAGCAGCAAGUGCAAUUGCAGGUCCCAUCACAUCAGCAGCAAAUGCAAUUGCAGGUCCCAUCGCAUCAGCAGCAAGUGCAGUUGCAGGUCCCAUCGCAUCAGCAGCAAGUGCAGUUGCAGGUCCCAUCGCAUCAGCAGCAGAUGCAGUUGCAGGUCCCGUCGCAUCAGCAGCAGGCGCAGUUGCAGGUCCCGUCACAUCAGCAGCAGACGCAGUUGCAGGUCCCGUCGCAUCAGCAGCAGAUGCAGUUGCAGAUCCCGUCGCAUCAGCAGCAGACGCAGUUACAGGUCCCGUCGCAUCAGCAGCAGACGCAGUUGCAGGUCCCGUCGCAUCAGCAGCAGACGCAGUUGCAGGUCCCGUCGCAUCAGCAGCAGACGCAGUUGCAGGUCCGUCGCAUCAGCAGCAGGCGCGGUUGCAGGUCCCGUCGCAUCAGCAGCAGACGCAGUUGCAGGUCCCGUCGCAUCAGCAGCAGACGCAGUUGCAGGUCCCGUCGCAUCAGCAGCAGACGCAGUUGCAGGUCCCGUCGCAUCAGCAGCAGGCGCAGUUGCAGGUCCCGUCGCAUCAGCAGCCGACGCAGUUGCAGGUCUCAGCUCAUCAGCAGCAGGCCCACAUACAAGUUCAUCCCCAUCAGCAGCAGCCCCAGUUCCAUGUUCCACCUCAACAACAGGUUCAACUGCAAGUCUCUUCACACCAACAGCAGGCUUCAUUGCAGGUUCCACCCCACCAACAUCAGGCUUCAUUGCAGAUCCCACAAAGCCAACAGCAGACACAGAUGCAUGCCCCACCCUACCAACAAGUUCAUUUGCAGAUACAGUCUCAUCAACAGCAGCAGUCUCCAUUACAAAUUCCUUCUCAUCAGCAGCACACCCAUUUGCAUGUUCAACCUAGUCAUCAGCAUGCACAGCUGCAAGUUCAGCCCCAUCAGCAGCAGGUUCAACUGCAGGUUCAACCCCAUCAACAGCAAGUUCAGUUGCAAGUUCAGUCUCAACAGCAAGUUCAGCCCCAUCAGUUGCAAGUUCAUUCUCAGCAACAGAAUGUUCAGUUGAAAGUUCAGCCCCAUCAGCAGCCAGUUCAGUUGCAAGUUCAGCCUCAUCAGCUGCAAGUUCCAUCUCAUCAGCAGCAAGUUCAGCC